Haliaeetus leucocephalus (bald eagle) is the source of this 3137-nucleotide messenger RNA. RefSeq names its product F-box protein 34 (gene FBXO34). Gene Ontology annotation, molecular function: protein binding. Bases 362 to 2629 code for a protein of 755 amino acids. The transcript has 5 exons. Lineage: Eukaryota; Metazoa; Chordata; Aves; Accipitriformes; Accipitridae. The record is from RefSeq and is a predicted model, not a curated record.
CUAACGCUUCACGCUCCCAGUGACCUCUUGGCAGCUCUUUUGGCCCUGCAGUCAGGAAAAUGCCAUUCUCAUGAGUGUGCAAGGAACCCACAGAACUGUAAUGUCUAACCCUACAUGGAAUAGCAACUCUUUGAAGUUUUUGGGCUGUACCGAACUGUGUGCAAAACUAACAAAUCAGCUGAAGCACCUACUGAUAAGGAUCAGCCUUGGUAAAGAAACACACUGUGGUAGUUAAAAGGCAUUUCUAGGUGGCAGAGACACAGUGAAGCUCUCUGUGGAGCAAGGAAAGCUGAUGGGGGAGCCUUGCGCGUAACCCAGGAUGGACUGGCUGUGACGUGCCUUAGCUGGAGAGGUAGUUACGAUGAAGAGUUCCUGCAGAGCUGGCCUCCACAGGGAACCGCUGAAUUCCACAUCCUCCACCUUCCAUCAAGUGAAACGGGUUUCUGGUAUGCACUUAAAGCCAUAUCUCAAGUUACAGAAAAAAGAGCGAUCUCCAGAAAUAAGCCAGGAUUCCCUGAGAGGCCCACCUAUGAGCCAUCAGAGAUCAGCACAAGAAGAAAAAUACACGAACAACUGCACCAAACUGAGCGUUUUCCCAAAACCCUCCCUUGUGACUCCAUCCCAAAAGCUUCUGGGGAUUAUUUAUCCAAAUACUAUGUGCAAUAUGAAUGGGAAAGGUCCAGCGGAUGGUCCGAGUGCAAGGGAAAAGAAGAACGCCCUGUCUGCGACGAUCCACCAGGGAGAAGAAGGGGAAGGGCCUCUGGAUGUCUGGGCUGUAGUGAAACCUGGCAAUACAAAGGAGAAGAUUGCGUUCUUUGCAGCCCAGCAAUGCAGCAGUAACAACCGGCUAGGCUCCAUGAAAAUUAAAAGCACGUGGGAUAUCGACGGAAGAACAGCUAAACGCAGGAAAAAGUCGGUAGAUCUUAAAAAAGCCAAAAUUCAACUGGAAAGAAUGAGGGAGGCGAAUGUCAGGUGCUCCCAGCCGGAGCCUUUUGCCUGUGGCAUCGAGCACUGUUCGGUGCAUUACGUGAAUGACAACGGUGAUGGUGUGUUCCCGGGCCGGUCCCUCUCGGUGAUAGAGAUGGUAGCCUUUCUGGAGCAACGAGCAAGUGCUUUACUGGUAGACUGUGCGAAAACCUGCACGCAUGCUUCUACUACGAGGCUGAACGCUCAGCCUAAAGGUGCGCUUCCCAGCUCAGACCCUUUCUCCUCCGCCGGGGCGUGCGAGGUACCUGCGGAGAGGGGACCUUGCGGCAAUAGCGAGCAGCAGCAGAGCGAGCCUGUGCGUGUGCUGGACAUGGUGGCCAAGCUGGAGUCGGAGUGCCUAAGACGCCAGAGCGAGCGGGAGGCUGGGAGCCUCUCGCGGAACAACAGCUUCCGCAGAAAUGUCGGGAGGGUGCUCCUGGCGAACGGCACCCAGCCCGAGGGAGAGGUGGGGAAGGUCUGCUCGGGGGUCCUGGCUCCGGGGGAUGGCUUGGAGGAGGCAGGUGUAGCAGAGGCCGGCUACGGAGGACAGUGCGGUCCUCUGGGUGACGCAGAGUUGUGGGAUGGUGCUGCCUCUGCUCGGCAGCCUUUUCCUUCUGGGCUGGAUACUCGGAUGGGGAAUGUGAACUCGGGACUUGCUCAUGCAGUGUUGGCGAUAACCGCUGGCAGGAGCGAUACUGAAACGCGAAUUGAGCCUCCCAGACCUCUGCCAUCUGCAUGUCCGGCUGCUGCCAGGUUGCCACCGGAUUCCUUGCAGAGCAAGAAUGCGACUGUUGAUUGUACGUCGAAAGAGCCUGUAAUUUUGCCAAAGCAGAGUCUGCAUCCUGCUAGGAAGGAGCCCUUAUGCAUCAGUAUAUCGGUCACCAAGACUGAGAAAGGAUGCAGGAAAGAGAAGGUCUCUAACGCCAGUGGUAGUGAAGAUCCACUCCCAGGGAGGCUGUUUUUCCUCCAGGCUGACCAGCCUGCUGCUCAGGAGCAACAGCCGCUACGGGAAAGUACCCAAGAAAAGCCAGGAGAAGUAGCCCAAAAUGAGGAUGAGGAUGCUUUGGUAUCUGACAGAUCAUGCGUCAGAAACAGUGUCCCUACAGAGCCAUCUGCCCUUUCUGUUCCUCCGACAGAAGGGGCUUUGCAAGUACUUGAUGCUUCCUGCUUAAAAAGGCAGGUUUCGCAUGACUUUUUGGAGACCAGGUUUAAAAUUCAGCAGCUUUUGGAGCCUCAGCAGUAUAUGGCCUUCUUGCCUCACCACAUCAUAGUGAAGAUCUUUGGAUUGCUUCCUACUAGGAGUCUGGUUGCCCUAAAAUGCACUUGCUACUACUUCAAAUUCAUCAUUGAAUAUUACAACAUCAGGCCAGCAGACUCCCGCUGGGUCCGCGAUCCCCGCUACAGAGAAGACCCUUGCAAGCAGUGCAAGAAGAAAUACGUGAAAGGGGAUGUAUCACUGUGCCGGUGGCAUCCCAAACCAUACUGUCAAGCUUUACCGUACGGGCCUGGGUACUGGAUGUGCUGUCACCGGUCUCAGAAGGGCAUCCCGGGCUGUAAGUUAGGUCUUCAUGACAAUCAUUGGGUUCCUGCCUGCCACAGCUUUAACCGUGCUAUUCAUAAGAAAACCAGAGGAGCGGGAGCUGAAGUGGAAGAAGAAUAUUAGUGCACAUACACUUUCCUGCGAGAUUGUUUGGGGUAGGAGGAGAUUCUCAUGCCUUGUGCUGUUUACAGUGUAUAUAAUUGUCGUGUUUUUUUUUCACAGGGCUAUGAAACUGCACAUACUUAAACACAAGAGCCUUUACCUUUUAGAUUAAAGAUAGCUUUUAGUCCAUCUAUGUAAAUAACACUAUAAAAACUAAUUGUACAUACAGAGUCUACAGCUGGCUGAACAACGUAAUCACUACAAUGCAGCUAUGAUAGUGUUGCGGCUAUAGUUGUGUGUGUUUUUAAGUGUCUUGUUUCAAAAAUCUGUAUAUCCUGUAUAAUAUAUGAAUGUUUCUGAGAAGAAACUCUAAAUAGGUAAAGGUCAACUUGUUUAAAGAAUCUUCAGACAACUUAACUGGACAACCUUAAAAUUAGACUAGAACAGAUCCAUUAUAGUAGUGUGGCAGUGGAUAAAAAGAGAGGAAUAUUAUUGUAUAGUCAGAAUAUAAAAAAAGUUCUUGUCUACC